Messenger RNA from Saccostrea cuccullata (small rock oyster), 1054 nucleotides. RefSeq lists its product as uncharacterized. NCBI's taxonomy places the organism in Eukaryota, Metazoa, Mollusca, Bivalvia, Ostreida, Ostreidae. The record is from RefSeq and is a predicted model, not a curated record. The transcript has 2 exons. Bases 62 to 736 code for a protein of 224 amino acids.
UGAUAGUCAUUUCCAUUUAGUAAGUGUCGUCUGAAUGGCGUGAUAACAGAGAUUUUCCGCCAUGGAACGUUGUGUUUCAGUUUUCCUGCUGCUCUUUGUGACAGUUGGCUCUUUGUGGUCCUUCGCCGCGUCAGAGAUUCGCCCGUUGCAGAAGAGAUCUGUGGAAGUAGCUGAUCAACUCCGUUUGGAAGAUGAACUUAAAAGAGUCAAGCGUCUUCAGGAAGACGAGGAAUUGUCCAGAGUAAAGCGUUUUAACGAUAAAGAGUUGUCGCGUCAGAAAAGGACCGAUGUGCGCAGUAACAAUGACGCCUUGUCGAGGGUAAAACGCCUUAAGAGGGCAAUUCUGGAGAGAAAAUUAGAAAGAGACAUUGCACUUCAUCGAAUGAAACGGGGCGAAGUGGAACAUUCCUCAAAACACGCAGCACACAAAGAGAAAAAAGAAGCGAAAAGGCUUCAUAAAAAAGUUAAUGACAAGAGGGAAUUCAAGAAGAAACGCAUGGAAAUGGCAAUGAAGAGACGCGGACAGCUGGGAGAACAUCGAGUUAUGAAAAAGGGGGAUCCAAAAUUUCACCGAAAAGGGCACCGAGGCCAGUUUAGGAACCGAAUGAUGAAGCAUCAUAGAUUUAACAGCAGUGACCGGAAACGACAGAUGAGAAACCUCCUUAAACGUCAUCAUGUACAGCACCACCGUCGAAAUGAUGUCAAAAAACCAAAACGUCAUAACAAAAGGAGCUAGGGGAGGGAAAUUUGUACAUACAUUUUAAACACAGAGUGUUGUUUCUGUUGAAGUCUGCUGUAUUUCUGUUUGUUGUUUUUAUUUCGUAGAGAGGAUCCACCAAGCGCACAUGCUGUUAUUUAAAAUUCCAUACAUAGAGAUUGUUAAUUUUGAUCCAUAUUGUUCUUACAUAAGAUGCAACACCUUUUUGACGUUUAUUUACCUUUGUCAGCAGUUUUUCUAUACCCCUAUACGUAUUUUUGGUACCAAGGUCCUUUUAUGUUUUUAUUUUUACUAAUGUAAAAUCCAUAUUUUGAAUAAAAUUUUGGAGUAAAUCUA